Molecule: messenger RNA, 2022 nt
Organism: Quercus robur (English oak)
Lineage: Eukaryota; Viridiplantae; Streptophyta; Magnoliopsida; Fagales; Fagaceae
Exons: 14
Coding region: 1-2022 (673 amino acids)
Source: RefSeq, a predicted model, not a curated record
AUGGCAAGUUGUAACACACCAUUCGGAGCAGAAUUACUAAGUGAUACUACCAAAGUCUCCCAACUAUCAGGUGAUAGAUUUGUUGAUGGAAGAAGGAUUGAGACUUUGGAAAAUAAAGGUUUGAUUAAGCAAAAAGGAAGCAUCAGAACAAUUGAGGGCGAGGAUGGUGAUACAAUUGAUUGUGUUGAUAUUUAUCAACAACCUGCUUUUGACCAUCCAUUUUUGAAAACUCAUAUUAUACAGAUGAAACCCAACUCAAUCCCAAGUGGUCCAAGGGAGAAUUCAUAUCAAGCUGAGCUAUCUCAAAAUUGGCAUAAAAAUGCACAAUGUCCAGAAGGAAGUGUCCCCAUAAGACGAACACAAGAAGAUGAAUGGGUACCACAUAGAAGAACACAACUUAAUCAUAGCUUUUAUGAUUCCAGUGGUCAUGAGGUUACUUCACGUGACAACAAAACAAGAUUUUUCACAUAUUGGACUAGCGAUGGCUACCAAAAUGAAGGAUGCUUCAAUCUUGAAUGUCCUGGUUUCGUGCAAGUAAACCAAAAUUUUGUCCUUGGUUCUUCCUUAGAACCUGUUUCCAACGCUACCCUUUCAUUUGAUGUAGGGAUAACCAUAUACAAGGAGAAUGGAAAUUGGUGGCUCCAAGUGCAAGAUCAGGUACCUGGGUAUUGGCCUGGCUCCAUCUUCAAAUAUUUAACGAGUAAUGCUACCAAAAUUAAUUGGGGUGGAGAGAUUUACAACUCGGAACCGAAUGGUAAUCACAUAAGGACUCAAAUGGAUAGUGACCAUUUCGGCAGUAAAGGGCGUAGUGGAAAAGCAAGUUUUUUUCGAAAUAUUGGAUAUACCGAUAACAGUGGCAAGUUCAGAGAUGUGGAGGCUCAAAGUCUGAAUACAGUUGCAACAAGACCAUCUUGCUGUAAUAGUCUUGCUGCUCAACAGGCCCUUCCUAGUGUUUCCAAUAGAAACAUGAAUGGCUCAAAUACUCCCACCCUCAAUGGUGAGGAGGGUGAUACAAUUGAUUGCGUUGAUAUUUACCAACAACCUGCUUUUGAUCAUCCAUUUCUCAAAAAUCAUAUUAUACAGAUGAAGCCCAACUCAAUCCCAAGCAGUCCAAAAGAGAAUACAUAUCCAGCUGAGCUAUUCCAAAAUUGGCAUAAAAAUGGACAAUGCCCAGAAGGAACAGUCCCCAUAAGACGAACACAAGAAGAUGAAGACACUCGUGGUGUCAAAUGGAUACCACGUAGAACACAACUUAAUCAUAGCUUUUAUGAUAUCAGUAAUCAUGAGCAUGCCAUUGUUAGUUUCGGGGUUGGCGAAAUCUAUGGCGCACAUGCAUCAUUAAAUGUAUGGAACCCUUUCGUUGAUGAUGGAGAAUUUAGUCUUGCUCAAAUAUGGGUUUUGGCAGGUCCUGAUGAAGAAUUAAACACAAUCGAAGCUGGAUGGAAGGUUACUUCACCAGAAAACAAGACAAAGUUGUUCACAUUUUGGACUAGUGAUGGUUACCAAAGUACGGGAUGUUUCAAUCUAGAAUGUCCUGGUUUCGUGCAAGUAAACAAGAAUUUUUCCCUUGAUUCUCCCAUAGAACCUGUUUCCAGGUACUCUGCACAGCAAUUCGAUAUAGGGAUAACCAUAUACAAGGAGAAUGGAAAAUGGUGGUUCCAAGUGCAAGAUCAGGUGCUUGGAUAUUGGCCCGGCACCAUCUUCAACUAUUUAGUGAGUAGUGCUAGCAGAAUUGAAUGGGGUGGGGAGGUUUACAAUGCGGAACUGGGUGAUCAUCAUACAAGGACUCAAAUGGGGAGUGGCCAUUUUGGGAAUGAAGGCUAUGGAAAAGCAAGUUAUUUUCGAAAUAUUGGAUACAUGGAUAACAGUGGCAAGUUCAUAGACGUGGAGGCUCAAAGUCUGAAAAAAUAUGCGACAAGACCAUCUUGCUAUAAUGUAGAAGUUGCAAAUAAUACUAAUGGAGGCUUUGGAACCCAUUUCUAUUUCGGGGGUCCUGGCUAUUCAACACAAUGUGCAAAUUAG